GAGCUACAUCCCGCUUCCCCAGCCAUUUGACACGCGCUUACAUCUACUCAAGGUUCGAGCACGUCUGCAGACCGAAACUCUCUAAAUCCGCCCCUGAUUAUCCACCUUCUUAUCGCGCGCAGUGAGAAACCGACUCGGUCUGCCCGACUAGAGGUGAAAUAAAAUCGACCACCAGAUCUCGAUGUUCCAUCGACGCCAGUAUUUCGAUCCGCGCCUCGCCACGCGAUAUAGCAGUUACUGACAUGCUGUAUAGCUUCGCGCCAUAUGUCGCCGAACGCAUUCAGCAGCGACGUAUACAAACACAGGAGCUGUCGUUUCGGGUAGGCGUUCUAGCAGACGAUCGCCGACUUGAGCAGACGGCAGUCCACGAUGACGUACGACUGUGAGAAAUGAAAUCAUGCCGUAGCAUCACAAGAGCUGCAAGCGAACGACACGGAGAGAAAGAGAUAACGUUCUGAUCCCGACUACUCCUUCAUUAGAACUGUGACACUUUUAUACAACAUGGCGACUUGACUACACUUUUUAUUGUUUCGUUUCGGGUGAAAAAAAUGAAUGGAAAUCUGUUGGCAUUUUUCUUAUUCUUUGGAGGAACCAAACUCGUCCAGGGUAUCGGGUGCGCGUGGUCCAACGAACAGUGCGUGCACGACACGGACUGUUGCAGCGGCCUCUGUUGGUUGGCGCACGAGGGCACGGACCCGAGGUGCACGCGGGGUUCCAUCGCGAAGAGCUGUGUGUUCGACUACCACUGCAAGGACGGCCUGGAGUGCGGCAAGAGUUACCAGUGCUGCUCCCCCUACUGGCAGUCGUGCGUCCAGACGAAGGACUGCUGCGACACGGAGAAGUACAUCUGUCGGUCCGUGACGGGAUUCAUCUACAAGAAGUGCCUCUACCCUGCACACGGCUCAACCGCCACCGGAAACAUUUCCCUUUUGACUCUACUAGUUGGUUUCUCGCUGUGUGUGACACGGUUAUCCGUAUGAUAGACAAGGAGGGUGUGUAAAAAAAAAAAAAUUAAUCUCGUUUUGUUUUAUUUUUAUUUUAUUCAUUAUAUUUACUUUUAUUUUUAUUUAUGUAUAAAUUUAAUCGCAGUUAAACAUCGUUAUCUCGAACUCUGGCGUAUCUGAGCUGCGGAUACCUCGAACACUUGUUACUGUUCUUAAGGCAUAAUUUGCGCUAAUAAUCAAUGUUUAUCUCGAACGACUGAUAUCUCGAAGUUGUUGGUUGAGUGUCAUCAGCAUUGAGAUAACGAAGUUUGAUUGUAUAUACUUUUGGACAGUAUUUUGAGAAAUCAUACCAGUAUGAUGAAGGAGGACGUGUUAUCAAGUGAUGUCGAAGUUGAUUACCAACUGGAGUUUUUGUGUUUUUCGGCACCACGUUUUUCAUAUGUGAUAUAUUUUUUUUGUGUGCGUUAAAUUCCAUAUGCCUUACUUGUGAAAAACAAGAAAGAAUGGAGUCGUCGUGAAAACGCCGUUUUAGUGCAAAAGACCGUCUUAUAAAUGUUUAAUUGUAAUUAAAGUUUCAUUGUAAUUCA
Gigantopelta aegis is the source of this 1531-nucleotide messenger RNA. RefSeq lists its product as uncharacterized. Lineage: Eukaryota; Metazoa; Mollusca; Gastropoda; Neomphalida; Peltospiridae. The record is from RefSeq and is a predicted model, not a curated record. The transcript is spliced from 2 exons. The coding region runs from base 549 to 980 and encodes 143 amino acids.